AUGAGGUAUUUCGGCCUUCUCUUGUUGCCGCUCGCGGCGGGUGGCAGUGUGUGCGAGUCCUGCCGGUUCUGUGCGUCACUGGUGCACACGCAGCUCGACAGAGCUGGCACAGCCCAAGAGCUUAUCACCGCAGUGUCCCAAUCUCUGGCGGAGGACGAGCAUCAUCAGCGAUGCCGCCGCUAUUUGACAUCUGACCGGCACAUUCUGCAACGCCUCUUGACCGCGAGCUCAACACCCAACUUGCCUGCGGUUUGGGAGGCGCUGUGUGUCGAGAGGCUGCGGUGCCCUGCCGGGGGAGACUUAGGUAAACUGUCCCCUUCUUCACCUCCUUCUGAAGAGAGGACCAGCUACCAAGACGGGCAGGCAACCUACGGCGCUGAGACCUGGCCGGGGAAGGAGGAUGCCAAAAGCGGAGCAAAACACACCAUCGUGCUGAGCGAUGCCGACGCCGAAAGCUGCGAUGGUGACGCCGAAAGCUGUGAGAAGGAAUCUGGGAUCCUGGAAGCGGAAUCGGACACGCCAACAAAGCCACCAGAUCCGCUGAAUCCGCACUGUGCAGUGCCGAAGGACACGUACCGAGACCUCCUUUCCACUCGCGUGGUGCUUGUGGUCUUCAGCGGCCGCUGGGACCGGCUCCGCAUCUUGAUGCGCUACCUGCGUCGCGACCUGCGCUCGGCGGGCGGUGUGGUGGAUAAGAUCAUUUUCGCGUUGUGGCAGGUCACGGCCAAGGACUUGACCUACCUGCGGGAGCUGGCGGACUCAGCUGUGGAGGACUUUGAGCUCGUGGACUUCUCGGAGCAGCGCUGGGGCCCAGCCAGGCUGGGGGCAGAUCCAGCGACCAACCGCAUGGUGCAGCUGUACCAGAGCUUGAACGAGAGUGGGACUGUGUACGUGAAGGUGGACGACGACGUGGUGUAUGUUGCAGAGCAUGCAAUUGCCAACCUGGUGCGAGAACGACUACGGCAGCGAUGCUUGUUUGUUUCUGCGAACGUUGUGAACCAUGCCAUCAUGUCAGCAGUUCAUCAAGAUCGCGGCGCUCAUCGAGCCUUCUUCCCCCCUGCGAGGCAGCGGAAGAACCCCUCCCUGCGGUUGCCGUGGAAGAAGUUGGGCGAGAUCAACAUGUCGCCCGACUUUACCAUCGAGCGCUUUCCCGCCUCCCGCUGCGUGGUGGAGCGCUGGGACUGCGCCGCGCUGGUGCACGAGAGCUUCUUGGACCGAGCCGCUGACGGCACCUGGUGCAUCUUUGACUUCGGUUGGCUUGAUUUCAACCGCGCUGGCUACAGAGAGCACAAGUACAUCCACAGGAGCCCCAGUGUCAACAAGGACUACUGGACGCAGGGGGCCCGUUGGAGCACCAAUUUCUUCGCGUUCAUGGCCGAAGACCUCGAGGGCGUGAACUGGAACAACGUGUAUGGUAAGGGAGAUGAUGAGGAGGAGUUUACAGGGCCCCACGCCGAGCGAAGAGACGCCCGGCCAUGGGGCUAA
Effrenium voratum is the source of this 1485-nucleotide messenger RNA. Lineage: Eukaryota; Dinophyceae; Suessiales; Symbiodiniaceae. The record is from the annotation of a GenBank genome assembly.